Plodia interpunctella (Indianmeal moth) is the source of this 700-nucleotide messenger RNA. RefSeq names its product mitochondrial ribosomal protein L43 (gene mRpL43). The record is from RefSeq and is a predicted model, not a curated record. Gene Ontology annotation, molecular function: structural constituent of ribosome. Gene Ontology annotation, cellular component: mitochondrial large ribosomal subunit. The transcript has 3 exons. Bases 83 to 646 code for a protein of 187 amino acids. NCBI's taxonomy places the organism in Eukaryota, Metazoa, Arthropoda, Insecta, Lepidoptera, Pyralidae. Gene Ontology annotation, biological process: mitochondrial translation.
AUGUCACCAUGUCAAAAUAAACAUAACCUCACUCACGAAAAUAGAAAUAUAUUAUAAUUUUAUUUACAUACUUUCAGCAAAAAUGUCCAAUAACAAUAUAUUUAUGAAGUCCGGCUUUGUCCGGGCGCCUCUGCAGAAUGGCGUCGGCCGCUAUGUCUGUCAGUUACAGAGAAUAGUGUUAAAGUUCUGCAAAACUCACGGUGGAAGCAGAGGAAUUAGAGAAUUCAUAGAACAAGACAUGGUGGAGUUUGCGAAGGAGAACCCUGGAGUUGUGAUGUAUCUCAAGCCGCGCCGUCACCGCAGCCCUGUCAUUGUGGCGGAAUAUUUGAAUGGUGACCGAGUAUGGAUGAAUAUGCACAACAAAACCCACUCAGAAAUAACAAAAUGGAUUGAGCUGCUCCGCACCCAGCAAGGAGACGUGUCCAGCACUCGCCUCCGCAAGUACCAGUACACAGACCACCCCUCAAUCCAGGGCCCAUGGACUCCAUGGACCUUUAAGAACCCAGAAUUAAACACAGUGAAGUUCCCUGACGCUAAGCUCGGAAGUAAUGACAGGCUGCCGAUGUCCGCUACCGAACAGUUGAGGUUGAUGUUUGAGAGGCAGAAGCUGAGUGAGAGUGACAGAGAGUUACCGACAGCUGAAUAAGAGUUUAGCAUGUAGUUUGUUAUUAGUUGUUAAUUAAAUUUAGUUGUCAAAGUC